UAUCCACAAGGCCAGAAAAAAGUUAUGGGUCUUAUCCUCUUGUUCAUUGUCUUUCUCAUCUCCAUUUUUGCUAGAGCUCCAACUGGAGAAGCUUGGGGCAAACAGGGCCAUUUCAUGACCUGCAAGAUAGCAGAGAAAUACUUGACAGAGAAAACUUCAAAAGCAGUAUUAGACCUUCUGCCGGAGAUAGCUAACGGAGAGUUAGCAUCGGUGUGUGCAUGGGCUGAUGAAGUUCGGUUUCGAUAUCGGUGGUCUAGUCAUCUGCAUUACAUCAACACUCCUGACUGCACAUACAAGUUUUCAAGGGAUUGUCAUGACAAUAAAGGAGUGAAAGAUAGGUGUGUGGUUGGUGCAAUCAACAACUACACUGAACAGCUUAGAAGCUAUGGAGAUUCAUCAAGUGGAUAUAACUUGACAGAAAGCUUGAUGUUCUUGGUUCAUUUUGUGGGAGAUGUACACCAACCAUUACAUGUUGGACUUGAAGCUGAUGAAGGUGGCAAUACAAUAAUCAUCCAUUGGUACAGAAGAAAGACAAACCUACAUCAUGUGUGGGAUUCCAACAUUAUAGAGACUGCAUUAAAAGAUUUCUACAGAAAUGACCAGAGCUCCAUGAUUGAAGCUAUUAGCAAGAACAUCACAGAUAGUGAUGCUGAUAGCUGGGACAACUGCAGAAAUAAAAGGGUCACUUGUGCAAACAAUUAUGCAUUGGAGAGUAUACAUUUGUCUUGCAAUUAUGCAUAUAAGGAUGUUGAAGAGAAUGCAACUCUUGGAGAUGAUUAUUUCUUUUCUAGGCUUCCUGUUGUGGAGAAGAGGAUAGCACAAGGAGGUGUUAGACUUGCCGCCAUUCUCAAUCAAAUUUUUGACACAAGUUUGGUUGAGAUAAUCUAAUUGAAUUAGUGUUGGCCUGGUGCUAUUAAUACAGAAUAAUUUGCUCUGAUGAUUAUUCAUCUUUUUUUUAUUUUUAAUUUUUAUUCUAAUAUUCUAUUGUUUUCUAGUUUUUUCCCGGAUAUCAUUCAUAUCGGUUAUCUUAAACUAUUACUUUUAUUCUUGGCCGAUGUGAUUUCUUUAUUUUAUUUCAAAAAUAAGUAAU
Dioscorea cayenensis subsp. rotundata (Guinea yam) is the source of this 1090-nucleotide messenger RNA. Its product is annotated as endonuclease 2-like. The coding region runs from base 25 to 888 and encodes 287 amino acids. Lineage: Eukaryota; Viridiplantae; Streptophyta; Magnoliopsida; Dioscoreales; Dioscoreaceae. Gene Ontology annotation, biological process: DNA catabolic process. The record is from RefSeq and is a predicted model, not a curated record. Gene Ontology annotation, molecular function: nucleic acid binding; endonuclease activity. The transcript has 7 exons.